Molecule: messenger RNA, 621 nt
Organism: Thyridium curvatum
Lineage: Eukaryota; Fungi; Ascomycota; Sordariomycetes; Thyridiales; Thyridiaceae
Exons: 2
Coding region: 1-621 (206 amino acids)
Source: RefSeq, a predicted model, not a curated record
AUGUUCUCUUUAUUCACCGUUGCAACUUUGCUAUGCUCUGUUGCUAGCAUCUUGGCUGCACCACAGGCCGGCACCCGCCAGUUUACAAUCAAAAUCGUCAACCAACUUGGCGAGGAUGUUCAAUUGAAACACGACCCCGAUAGAGGCCAGGCGAAGUUCUUAAAGACCGGUUCCACUACCCAAUUUGCUGUGCCGUAUGGAUGGCAUGGAAAUGUUGCCUUGUUGCAAAGUGGUGCUGGCCACGCUUUCUUGGGCGACGAGAGUCUGAUCGAGGGCUCCUUUGUCCCGCAAGCGGGCAUCCCCGUCCCCAUGUUUGAUAUCGAUGUCUCCUAUGUGACCGGGUUCAGUGUCCCCGUCACUUGCAGUUGUGAGAACCGCGUGGUCACUGGCUGCAGCCAGAACCUCUACAGUUUGCACAACUGCCCCAACAACAACGGAAAGGGAUCCUGCAAAAACCCUAACCGUGAUACCAUGGGAGGGGCGACAGACUUCUUCAAACCCUGUCAGCAUAUGGCUUACACCUAUCCCGAUGAUCACGCAGCCAACGCAAACGGCCUUUGCAAGAGCGGUGCGGUCACUUGCUGCAUUGGCACGAGCUGCGCUCCUCACCCGACCCAGUAG